AAUGACGUCCGUUGCACGAGGCACCCUGUGAUAGCUGAUCAUUUGAGACAGCAUUUCGAAAACAAGGGCCGUGAAGUUGGCGGUGGAAAAGAAGACAAGUUUUAGGACACAAAGCGAAUGAAUUAAAUAGAGCGUUGUUUUUCGUUAGAUUUACAUAUGCAUUAAACUGCAUUCUUGGAAAAUCUGUUAACGAAGACUUGCAACCAGCGAGUUUGGAAAUUCCAUGUGGUUGUUUGUAAAGGAAUGUGACGAAGAGGCAAGUGGCACGUUUUCAAGAACAACAUAACUGAAUUCGCUUCUUCGAACAAGAGUCACUACGAAUUUCUCGAAAAGUUUCAACCCAUUGCGGGUUGCAAAGGAUAGGAAGUCGAAGAUCCGUAUUUUUGCACCGCCUGGUAGCAUAUCAUAUAGCUCUGGCGAAAAAUGAAGAAUGAGUUGCUACUGGUGUAAAGAUGAAGAUGUUGCCCGCAGCCUUCUUUUGCAGCUGUCCAAACCAGAGCAGAACGGCAAGGAGAGUUGGAAGUAUGAAGCAAGCCUUGAUUUAUGUUACUGUACGCCGUGUGUACGGGAGUAUCACCGGCUCAAAGCAGAGUUCAUUAAGAAAUAUCCCAGCCACGAAAAGAUUUUAUAUCAAGUCGAGGUGGAAAGACUUCACAAUCAUUUCCUCGAUACGCUGAAGAAAGACAUGCAGUCACACAGCUUUGACCUCGCAUACGACUUUGAAGACUUUUUGAAAGUGCCGGUAUUCGAGAUGCUGCAGUAUCCGUAUUUGCUAUUCAACGAAGAUUUGAUGAAAGUUUUUACAGACUGUAUUGUUCUGCUGGUGGAAAAUGAAAAAUUCAUCGAAAUUGAUGAGCAUUUACCUGGUGUAUAUUUGCUCCUCUUGAACCCUCGGUUGGAGGUUCGGAAAUGGGCAUUGCAAAGUGCCAACAAGCUUGGUACAGUUUCGAUUGAGGACUUCAACGAACUUUCACCUGUUAUCAACUGUAUUCUUAAAGUCGUUUUGUACGGCUUGAUGGAUCAGUCAGAUUUCAACACAGACGAUAUUCCAACUACUUCGAUCACUGAAAAAACGAACCCUGCCCCCCAUUUGUACUUUCCAUUAUCCAAGAAAAGCCUGUGGCUUGGGUUGGGCGCCAUUUUCAAUUCGCUCGAUGAACACGUGCUGCGCAUGGUAUUGAACGUGAAAGGAAAUAGUCAAGUUCUUGGAAUCUUGAAAGGCCUGUUGGAGAGCGAGGAAGAAGAUGCCAUCGCUGCUUUUUGGCCAUUGCUAUUCUGCCUGAAAAUACUUAUGCAAAAGUUGGAAUCAACCUUCUGGUUUCUGAUGAAUCUUGAUGACGCGCCUAGAACAACUUUUAGACUUGUUCUUAAACAUCCUAGAAACAGGGCCUACUUGAAAUCUCUUGCUGUCAAGAAAAUAAGUACGAGUGAAAACCCAAGCGUUGGAAACGAUUCAUCCUUUGAGGAAAUAGCACUCAGUCAGCUUAUAGACGACAGAGAAGAUGUAAGCCGGCAUUUCAACCCUUUCUUCUGGAUUCAGCCCUACAUUGUAGCUGUUCUUGACUUCGAGUAUAUCGCUGACAUAGUCACACAAGAAGUGGUAUCAUAUUUUGUUCUGUUAGUCGAAAAAAGUGAAUGGUUUUUGUCACAUGAUUUUCCCACAAUGCUAGAUGUCACUGUUCUUAAAUGCCUUUUUUCCUUGAUCAAAUAUCUCGUGGACAAAAACCUUUUGUGCUUGAUCAAAGGUGUCAGUUGUAAUUGGCUGCAGAUUUUACGUCAUCUCCGCUUCGAAGGGUCGGAUUUUGCUGCUAAGAUUCAGUCAAAGAGUUGGAAUCGCAUUUCGAUGAAGUCUCACACCAUUUUGGUGUCAUUGCUGAGUCAAGGAGAAGCGUUUGCAGAGUAUAGAUCGAGGAAAGACUAUGAAAAACUCUUAGACUGGGUAAAAUGCCAAAAAUUAGGCCACUCAUCCGAUCCUGACAUGGUUGAGAAAUUAAUGCAGUAUCUACAGCGUAUCCUGAAACAUUUAACAGAAAUAAGCAACCCGAGUUUGUCUGCAUUGAGCAUACGCGACGAUCAAGGCAGAUUAUUUUCAGCCUCUAGCGAAGACAACAUGAAAACUAGUGCAGGUAGUUGCAAGUCGGUUGAAGAUCGUUCGGAUAGUCCAAAGCCAGGAUGCUCAAACGAGCCUAUUUACAUAUCUGACAGUGAUGAAGACGUUGUUGCCAAAGAGACUACUAGCUACCCGCAUUCAAGCCCGGAAAAAAGUGUAUUUGAACCGAUUUCGUAUAUUGAUGAUCUUGAUUAUUCAGAAUGUGAAGAAGAAAAGAGAGAUGACGAGAUUGAUGAGGCUGAUGAUUUUUUUGUUCAUAGGGUGUUCAAGUUACCCUUGAAAAAGUCGUAUACCGGAAAGCAAGAUAAUGCAUCAUCUGAUGACGAAAACAUGGAAGGGCAAAUUGAUGGAGAAAAGCCAUGGCAAGGUGAUACCAAACCGAGGCACAGUAAAUUAGCAAUGUCUCCCUUAAGAAACGUUGAUCAAAUACCAGUUACAUUUGCUACAUCACGGACAUCAAAUGAUGGCAAGGAACAGAAACGGAGUCACGCCGACUCAUUCUCAAGUAGAACAGUUAUGGCAGAGCUUAUAACUUUAACUGACAGUGAAAGCGAUGCAAAGAGCCCUGUUCUGAAGAUGAAAACUCCAGUUCGAUAUACGUAUGGAAAAGCUGCUAAUCAUGUUAGGAAUUUAGGCUCGAGCCUAACCGUGGAGGAAGAGAAUGUAAGUGAAAGUCGAACAGCAAAAGAUAAAAGCCUGUUUGGCAGCAACAAAUCUUUGCUAGACAGUGUAGCUGAUAAGUCUUCUGAGAAUAGAGUUGGAUUAAGUGAACAGAGAAUGGUAAAGGAGGAAAAUCAUGAUUAUGAUCAGUAUGAGGAGCAAGGUUCGGUAAAUAGUGAUAAUAAAUGCGCGAAAGUUGCGGUAAAUGAACGAGACGACUUAGCAUUUUUACAGUCACUUGAAGUUGUCGACAGUUCCUCUAGAUAUAAUGCAUUUGUGAAGCAUAAAGAGAUAAAGAAGGAGACAAGCAAUUUACUCCCUGAAAUUUCCACAGAAACAGUUACCGUGAAAAGGGAAGAGGAGUCAGAAGAUAAAGCCGAGGAUAACAGUUCCCGCGGUUUAAUCACAGGUCCAAUGUCACUUGAAGUAUCUACUGCAAAAGAAAUACCAAACCCUCAGCCUCCCAAACAUCGCUCGCCUUUUGAAAGCAGGGGGGCUUUCGAAUUCCUUACAGGGUUGCGAAAAAUGGAGAUCACUGGAGAUCAUCCAGGUGAUGGAAAUCAUAAUGACGUAGAAUUUUCAGCUUCAGAACAAUUAGAAUCACCACUUGAUGCUGAGCAAGAUGAAGAUCUUAAACUGGAAAGUCAAUUAAAAGAAACAGAUCAAGCUGUUGAGAAUACUAAUGAAGAAGUUUCAAAUGAAGAGGGCAGAGAAACGGAGAAUAUCAACUUAUCAAACGAAGUUUUUCAAAAAAGGAAAAGUAUAUUGUACGAGCAGUUUGUUAAGAAAAAGGAGCUUCUUGCCUUAGAGAAACGAAACGAGGCUUCCAAAGGGGCUGCAGCUAGUGCUCAUGCUUCUGAUGUAGAAGCGGAACAUGAAGAAACAGUCACCAAAAAUGACCAGAGGGCACCGCAAGAACACCUUCCAGACGUGAAGAAAUCCAAGGUUUACAAAAUCGACCAUUUACUCAGAUAUAUUUUAGCCUGGCACCCAGUUUGGUUGGGCAAUGAACAGGAAGAUGAGCUGUCAAUCAUGUUGCCAUGUGAACCACGGACAAUCACAAACCGUUAUCAGUCAUACGAUGAUUACAUGAUGACCAUGUGGCCUCUCGUUCUCAUCGAAUUUUUUGCGCAGAUGAUACGUGAUUACAAAGAGCGUGAUAAACAGCCCCUGGACUACAAGUUCAAGUCGUUUGAGCCAAAUGUGAACUCCCAAAACUUUCGUAUCGUUAACUGUGGAUGUCUGCGAGAGAAGGAUUCGAGCACUAGAAAAGAGCCAAACGAGUAUGAUCUUGUUAUUCUAAGAGGUGGUGACGAAUACAUCACUGAGACAUUUGGUGUGGUUGAAGAAGUCGAGAAGACGUCUUUACGAGAUGACGAAGAUGACAGUGGGAGUUUCUCAUUCACUUUGGUGAGCCUGAAAAUUAAAGUUGCAAAUUUACAACCUUCAGUCCGGAUGUCGUCAGUGCAGAUAGAGGUUGUCACAUCUAUGGUUUCACUGUACAGAAGAUGGGAAGCCCUGUUGGGGAUACGACGGUCGUUGCUCGCGCCGGAUAUACUGAAUCCUUUUAGGAAGCAGGUUUUUGAAAUAUCAGCGAAUAAUACUGCUUCUGAUGAGCUUGGCCUCACGUACAACCCAGGUCAAGCCAGUGCCAUCGCUACAAUCACCAGUGCAAUUACAGAGGCAUACCCUUUGCCUAAGGUGAGACUAUUGCAAGGACCGCCGGGAACAGGAAAAACCCAUACUCUGCUCGGGCUUAUCAAAAAUAUUUUGAAGUCUUUGGCGAAAAACGAAGAAAACCCCCGAAUAUUAGUGUGCACUCCUUCAAACGCAGCUAUUGAUAGUUUACUGGUCAGGUUGCUGGAAGAUCCCCCCCGGCUGGAGCAAAAUUCUUCAACGCGUUACAAGAAGCAUGCACAUUCAAAUUGUGGGGAUUUCAAUCUUCUUCGCGUUGGCGACUCGCGCCAGAUGAAUCAUACCGUCGCCAGAUAUUCGUUAGAGAACCUUAUUGAAAUUGAACUUAAAAAGCAGAAGAAACUCAGCGAUCCUGCAAUCAUUAAAGAAGAGCUGCACAGAACUUUGCAGAAAUUGAAGGUACUCGAUAAAGAAUGCACGAAACUAAAGAUGGCAAUGGAUAGAACUAAAAAUGCUGAGCUGAAAAAGAAACUGGCUGAAAGGGAGCGUCAGCAAAAAUGUUCCGAAUACUUACAGCGAAAACUGAAAAACGCGGGGCAACGAAAAGACCCGCGCUUGGUAGAAAGAGAAUCGAGAGCUUACUUCUUGAAAAAUGCACACAUAAUAUGUUGCACGUUAAGUGGAGCCGGUAGCAAACACAUGGUUAAAGCGUUUAGAACUGACAAUGAUAUGAGGGUAGCACCGUUUGCAUGCGUUAUAAUUGAUGAGGCUGGUCAGUGUUGUGAGCCUGAUGCCUUAAUCCCCAUGCAGUAUGGAGCAUCUAAGCUUGUUCUGGUUGGAGACCCAGCUCAACUUCCAGCAACCAUCUUAUCGCAGCGUGCGUCAAGAUAUGGUUAUGGACAGUCGCUCUUUGAACGAAUCCACAGGGCAUUAAUCGAGCACUCAGAAUCCCCCGUCCUUUCAUUGCAAGAGCAGUAUCGCAUGCACCCUGCCAUUUGUGCAUUUCCUUCCAAGAAAUUUUACCAAGGCAAUCUUAUCACUGCAAGGGAAGUGGUUCAGAGAAGAAUACUUCCGGGCAUAAAGUCUUUUAUUGUCUUGAACAUCAGUGACAGUGAGGAGACUAGAGAAGCCGAAGGUGCCAUCCACAAUCCAGAAGAGAGAAAAUACGUCACGUACAUAUCCAAAGAGAUUAUCAAGAAAGGCAUUGUCUUGCCAGAGAAAGUUGGAGUGAUAACCCCAUACAGAAAGCAAUUACAGAAAUUGCAAUCAGAAAUGAGCAUCGGCCAAGAGUCAAAGAUUGAAAUCAAUACAAUUGAUGGCUUCCAGGGAAGAGAAAAAGACAUCAUAAUUUUAUCUUGCGUCCGAGCUCAAAAAGUGAGAACCGGAGUCGGGUUUCUUCAAGACCCACAAAGAAUGAAUGUCGCCUUGACGAGAGCAAAGCAUUCGUUGAUCGUCUUGAUUCACUCAGAUUCUUUGCAGGUUGACGAAGAUUGGAAAGACAUGAUUGACUUUGCACGUUCAAGAGGCCUCUUCUUCAAUAUAAGUUCUUUUGAUCAAAUCGAGACUGCUGUUUUUUCGAGUGUGACAGCAAAUGAACGUCUUGAAGGUUCCAAUAAAUCAAAAACUCCUGGAAGCAACCUUGAAGAAAACCGAUUGGAAUUUGAUGCUGCGUCAACUCCAUUGCAGUAUGAGGACCUCAGUGAUGAAGACGUAUCUGAUAAACUACCUCAUAAUAACGAGCCGAAUCGCGAGGUCACAAAAGUUGCUGAUCCACGAAUAAGGACAAAAGCAGAUGCCGCACACCGAGGUCGUAGCCCUGGGGCUAGUAAUGACAGCCGACCAAGGUUAAUGUCACAGACCUCUAGGGAUCCUGAUAGUGACAGCCUCGGGAAACGAAGUCAUAUUCGACAUGAGGUAAGAUUUCCACAUCGCCAUAGUGACGGCACUGAUUGCAAAGAUAAGUGUCUCAAAGGGGUUUCAUCGCCUAAAGACGGUGAAAUGUCAGGUACUCAAGCUGAGCAAGCCCGGAAGAACAGAUGUAGCAAGUUUCCUCACAAACACAGCGAUGGCACAGAAUGCGUUGACAAAUGCAUGAAGAUGGCAGGAGGAACAAGUGCCAAGGUAUCUGUAUCCCCAGGUAUUUCCCCUAACGCUUAUGCAAGUCAAGUUGCCAGAUACAAAAAACUUCCACAUACACAUAGCGAUGGUACGGAGUGUAUUAAGAAAUGUUCAAAACUAAGAACAAAGCCGUCGUCUUCAUACUUUAAGCUACCUCAUUGCCACGGGGAUGGAACGAAAUGUGAAACCAGUUGUAAGCGCUUAGAAGAGAGGGAGAAACUUAGAGUUGCUAAGGAGGGUCCAGCGCAGGUAGGGCCAGUUGAUGAAGAGGGUGCUCAAACGAGCAUCCAAACGGGCAAUUUAAAAAGUUGCAACCAAGGGAAGCAAGAAGCAGAAUCGAGCACAAGUGAAGUAAAAAUGGACGUUGUGUCUUCAACUGCAAGCGACAGUGUACCUACGACUGUGUUGCAACAAGUUAGUACUGCAAAUAUGACCAAAAGCAUUGCUAAGUCUGCCUUAUCCAAGCAAGAAGAUCAUAACCGCGAAACAGAAACAGAAAAAGUUCAAGAGCUCUGUUUAUCCCCAGAGGAUUUUUCAGCAGAUUCUAAUCAGCCGGCCUUAGCAUCUCAGAAUAACCGGAAUGGCGAUGCAAAUGAAAAGGCUCCAUCUUCUAAAACUGAGAAGAAAGGCGAAGCAGACAGUGAGAGUUUGGAAAACGAAGUAACCACAGGAAAACCGGCCCCUACAGAGACAUCUGCUGAUGUUAAUGCACCUCCUCCUUUACCCCCAACUCAGCAGCCCGCCAAAGAUAAUCUGCCACCAUUACCCCCAACUCAGCAGCCCGCCAAAGAGAAUCUGCCACCAUUGCCUCCAAGUGAUGACGGCAGCAAUGACCAAGAAACACCGAUGGAAAUUUGUUUUGGCGACUCGAAGAACGGUAUUAAUUUCAUAGAUGAGUCCAACAAUGUUCAGAAUGAGUUGCGGUUGCGGGCUGCCUUAUACGCAAAGCGCAAUAAUUGCAUUGAGACACAAAACCAAGUCUCACAAGGCUAUGCGGGCUACAAUUCAUAUGUUCAAUGGUCUGCCAAUAACCAGACUGGCACAGUGCAUGAUAAUGGGUAUUAUACACAAAAUAUGCAAGGAGUGCAAGGCAACCAAUAUGCGAUACAGAAUGUACAGCAAGGUACCUAUUUGCAAAAUCAAUUUCAACAGCAAGGGGGUCCCAAAACCGGGAAUUCAUUUGCACCCCUCUCUAAUACGUAUACACAGGCAUACAGCGAUGGAGGUGAACCAAAUCCAAACACGAGUUAUGAUGCAGCAUCUUUAGAUGUCCCCAUUGUGUUUACAAAUGGGGAAGAUGUAAAAAAAGGACAGAGUACGACAAUUUGGAAUACACAUAAUAAAGGGUCAGUUGUUCAACGAAAUGGCGAGAAAGGGUUUCAUGCAGACCACGGACAAAGCAUGUAUGGUAGUGAGGUUCCUCAACACGUUAUUGAUCAGAGUCACGGUCGUGCUGAUGGAUUUGCGAAGCGAAGAACCAUGCAAAAUAUUGAUGAUGAAAUUCACAGAAUAAGAGUGUCAACAGACGGCGUGCGCAAGCAAACGUUUGAUGCGGAUUUUGUUGUUGUUGCGGAGAAGAGGAAAAAUAUGGAGAAAGCCAAGAGAGAUCAAAAUGAAGAAAGUUUGUUUGUGCAAGGGUCUAACAGUCGGCAACCUGGCGGAAAGACAAUACCCGAAGGGUUUUUCGGUAGUGCAAUGACCAAGAAACCAAAUCGACAACCCUUUUUGGGUGCUGAUAGUAAACUUCAAAACUCGGCUGACGAUAUGAAUAAUUUUUCUCAGAAUUUUUCUAGAAAGCGCGAAGCUUCUCAAUUUCAAAAUAAUAAUGCUUUUUCUGGGGUAGGCCCAAAUGCAAAGAAACAAAGGAAGAUGCCUGUUAACAAGUUUUAUCGACACGUUCAAAUAGCGGAAAAGAACCAUGCAAAUGGAGUAAAUCGUGACCAAGGGAUGGUGAAUACAAACUCUCCACUUUUUAAUGAACGGAAAAAUUGGAAAACGGGUCUAGAAAACCUUGAAGAUAUGAAUGAGCAAAAUGGGAGAAGUACAAUCCAACAAAAGGAUGGGAGUUUGGAUGCUAAAGAUGCAGGUGUGACUACUUUCAGUAAGUUUAAACUGCGAGACUUUCGUAUUUCACUAGAGCGAACCGACAGUUUUGAGCAUUUGCAAUCGAGAAACGUAACAGAAAUAUCGCCAGACCCAGCGAAACGAAUCGUGAGAACUUUAGGAAACAAUGACCGUGAACAUCAGCCGAAUUUGACAAAAGUUGAAGAGAUAACGAAAAGAAUCAAGGAACGAAAUGCUUCGCGUCAUCGGACAACACAGCUAGUUGAAAGGCAGGAUAGACAAAAUAUGAUGCAAGGAAGAACUUAUUUUCAUAGAAACAAAUUUAAACGUAGAAAUAACAUGAUCUAGAGUAGCUCAAAUAUUUGUUGGGUUGGGUUCCAAUAAGGUGUUUACCAUCUAGAUAGAUAAAACAGAGGUCAAAUUCCUGACGAGACCAUAUUUGCUUAACCUUUCAUAUUGCGUGCCACUUUAAUAGACAGAGCACUUUCUGAAAUGGGAAGGAAGAUGUUAUUUUACAGGCUGAUUAGGGCU
Messenger RNA from Rhopilema esculentum, 9118 nucleotides. RefSeq lists its product as uncharacterized. Gene Ontology annotation, biological process: termination of RNA polymerase II transcription. The record is from RefSeq and is a predicted model, not a curated record. Gene Ontology annotation, cellular component: nuclear body. NCBI's taxonomy places the organism in Eukaryota, Metazoa, Cnidaria, Scyphozoa, Rhizostomeae, Rhizostomatidae. Gene Ontology annotation, molecular function: transcription termination site sequence-specific DNA binding; helicase activity.